GCUAGCAAUCACAAAUCACAACCCAGCAAGGUCUCUCCCGGUAUAAUUCGUGCCUGUUCACGCAAUGGCAACGCCGGCCCGCCGGCCGUCGAACCAGCAGCAGCCGCUGACGGUGGACUUCGAGGCGCUGAGCUACAUCAGCAGGCUCGUGGAGGCGUUCCAGGCGUUCGACUCCGACAACGAUGGCCUAGUCACCGCCCCCGAGCUCCGGGGCCUCCUGUCCUCCCUGGGCCUCAACAAGUCGGAGGCGGAGGCGCGGGACAUGCUGGCGCGCGCCGACGGCGACCGUGACGGUCUGCUUAGCGUGGAGGAGUUCCUGGACGUGAUGAACGCCGGCGAGCUCGGGCUGGGCGCGCUCGGUGCGCUGCUGCAGGCCGCCGUGCCGGCGCUGGAGUCCUUUGCGGGCGGGCCCGAUGGCGUGCUGGGCGCCGAUGAGCUUGCCAGGGUGCUGGGCCUCAUGGGCACCGCCAGUGCCGAGGAUUGCGCGGAGAUCGUCGCGUGCAUGGACGGCGAUGGAGAUGGCACCAUCACCGUCGAGGAGUUCAAGCUCAUGGCCGACCUGCUCUAGCUAGCUACCCAGGGCGUAUCAUUAUUUAUAUUUGGGAUCGACCGGUACAUCGGAUCAUGUAUUGUGAUGUAAUAAUAAUAAGCAUGAGCACGUCGAGAGAUACGGGGGUUUUGUGUGCAUGUACAUGGACCAUCGUUGAUGAAAUUAUUGUGCAUAAUAAAAAUGCAACACUCGCAUCCGAGAGGUUCGAAGGUAA
Messenger RNA from Lolium rigidum, 764 nucleotides. RefSeq names its product probable calcium-binding protein CML29. The coding region runs from base 65 to 568 and encodes 167 amino acids. Gene Ontology annotation, molecular function: calcium ion binding. Lineage: Eukaryota; Viridiplantae; Streptophyta; Magnoliopsida; Poales; Poaceae. The record is from RefSeq and is a predicted model, not a curated record. The transcript has a single exon.